Lodderomyces parapsilosis is the source of this 1071-nucleotide messenger RNA. RefSeq names its product Pex19p (gene PEX19). Lineage: Eukaryota; Fungi; Ascomycota; Pichiomycetes; Serinales; Debaryomycetaceae. The record is from RefSeq and is a predicted model, not a curated record. Gene Ontology annotation, cellular component: peroxisome; peroxisomal membrane. Gene Ontology annotation, biological process: protein import into peroxisome membrane. Bases 1 to 1071 code for a protein of 356 amino acids. The transcript has a single exon.
AUGUCAGAAGAAAUCAAGAAACAAGAUGAUUUAGCAUCAACCACUGUGCAAAACACCAGUAACACCGCUGGUGCUAGUACAAGUGCUGCUACCGAUGAUGCUCCUGCUGCUGCUACUGCUACUUCUUCUGCUACCAACCCUCAAGAUAAACCAGAGGAAAAAUCCAAGGCUGCUACUGGUGGAGAUGACGUUGACGAUUUAGAUGACUUGUUGGAUGAUUUUGCCGACGAUGUACUCAAUAAACCACCAGGAUCGACGGUCGACAAUCAGUCGCAAAGUGGUGGCUCCACUUCCAGAAAGGAUGGCAAGACAAAUACUGCAUCUGCCACUGAUCCAAUUAAUGAAGAUUUCCAAAACUCUGUUGCUGAGUUAAUCAAGGAUAUGAAGAUUGAAGAUCCGGAAACGCAAAAACAAUUUGAAACUUUGGUGCAACAAUUUGAAACUGAUCAUCGAUCGGAAGCAGAGUCUGGAGCUCAACAAUCUGCCAAUUUUGAUUUUGUCAUGAAGGAGACUAUGGAAAGAUUACGUAAAUCUGGUGAAGAUAUUGACUCCAAGAUUAAAAAUGAUUCUUCCGGUACUAAUCCUGAAGAUAUUUUGACUCAGUUGCUUGCGGGCAUGAAUGAAAAUGGAUUGGGUGGCGGCGAUAUGGAUAUGAGUAAAUUAUUGAUAGACAUGUUGGAACAAUUGAGCUCAAAAGAAGUAUUGUAUGAGCCAAUCAAAGACUUAAACACCAAGUUCCCUCAAUACUUAGAAGACAACAAGAACAAGUUGGAUCAAGAACAAUAUUCAAAUUAUACCAAGCAGUAUGAGAUGACAAAAGAUAUUUUGAAAGUAUUUGAAAGUGAUGGUUAUAGCGACUCAAAUAAGGCACAACGAGAUCAAAUCAAUGCCAUGUUGGAAAGUUUACAAGAAUUGGGUCAACCACCAGUAGAGUUGGUGGGUGACACUGGUGAUUUCUUGCCUGGUUUUGGUGGCAAUGGCAAAGAUGGGCUUGAUGGACUUGAUUUUGAUGGAAAGGAUUUACCACCUGACUUGGAAAAGAAUUUACAAGAAGGGUGUCAACAACAAUAA